AUGAGUUCGAUAUUGAAAAGUCUGGGAGUUCGCUUCAGUCGGUCUUUGAGACUACCGUCUCCCUCGACUACGAACAAAUCAGACGCGACUUUCUUCAGUCCCGUCUGGCAAAGCGCGCUUCUCAAGGAAGACAUCAUCCACGAUUGGAAGCAAAGGAGAGUGGGGAACAAGGAAGGUCUUGGUUUGAUCGAGCGCCUGGAUCGCAUUGAAAGCAUUCUUGACCAGCUAGCGAGAGACUUAAAGAUGCAAAAGACUGUCAACGAUCAGCUUGCAAAGGAACGCAAAGCUGAAAACGAGUCUCAGUCUCUCUACCUUACCGCUCACUCCGGGAUUUUCAGCAGGCGUAGAGAAAAUGUGAUCCAUGGAGGAGACAUUCUCGGUGAUCUUGAAGUCCUCGAGUGGGCAAAGGAUAAGCUUCCGUGGCGGUACGAUGGUGGACGCGAAGGAUUUGAGUCCAAGUACUGUAUUUCGAUGCAAUACAAAGAUCAAAUCUUGGUUGCCCCGGAGCCCAUCAUCAAAGCUUUCAACAUACUCGGUGAUAUGACGACUCAUAUUGGUUGGUGCACUUCAUCUUUGGAAGGAAUGGCAUAUGCAAGCUGUCGGAUCAUCAUUGACAAGUGGCUUGAGCACAUCAACACAGCUGGAAGAGAGUAUCUCGAGGAUGUAAUCAAGCGCGAAUUUGAAAUUCUUGAUAGAAUCAAGAAUGGUAAAAAUAAGACUUGA
Molecule: messenger RNA, 723 nt
Organism: Talaromyces amestolkiae
Lineage: Eukaryota; Fungi; Ascomycota; Eurotiomycetes; Eurotiales; Trichocomaceae
Exons: 1
Coding region: 1-723 (240 amino acids)
Source: RefSeq, a predicted model, not a curated record